AUGGCGAGACCAGAGAGCCGAGAAGAGGAUGAUGUUGUGGAAGACUUGUUUUCGAAGCUCGAGCAGGCCCAGAACGAUCCGGAUGAACUCAUAUUCGAUUGCUGUCUCGAGGAUGUCCGAGAACUUGCGAUCUCGGCCUGCAAGCAUACGAUGUACACGCUCGCUGCAUCAGGCCCGAAGAUGAACAGAGAGCAGCGGUCUCUUGAAGAGUUUCUGUACCCGACGACCUUCUAUCUACCACUCCGUAUAAUGAUUGGGAAACUGCAAGCUGUCAGAAUAGACGACAUAUCCAGCUUCGCCAGCAUGUACGAACCAGGACCUGUACGCUGGGAAAUGGAUCUCGCGCCCCGGUCUGCUUCUGCGCCAGCCCUCACUCCUUCGGCUGAGAUAUGCUUUAUCGAGGAUCUCUUCAUGAGGAGAGUCCUCAAAGUCUCCAAAAACGGUAAAUCGUGUGUCUUCAAAUCACCAACUCCCAGCAACGAAGACCAGCUCCAACGAGAGAUUAAUGUCCUGCAGCAAAUAUCCGAGAUAUGGCCUCCAGAUUACCCGUGUCGCCCACAUGUUCCGCGGUUUCUUGGUCUCGAGUUCGACAUAGCUGGUGCCUCCGCCACGCAGCGCCGAAAGUGGAAGGAUCAGAUCGAGCAGUCUAUCAGCCUACUGCACCAGAAUGGCAUUGUCUGGGGAGAUGUGAAACCAAGAAAUAUCAUAAUCGACAAAUCGGCCCACGCGUGGCUGGUCGAUUUCGGCGGCAGCUGGACCAACGGCUGGGUCGACGAGGAUCUGGCUGAGACUCUUGAAGGCGACUUGCAGGGGCUACGCCGGGUAGCAGAGUAUCUGGGCGUCCAGGACUGA
Capronia coronata CBS 617.96 is the source of this 852-nucleotide messenger RNA. RefSeq lists its product as uncharacterized. Gene Ontology annotation, biological process: protein phosphorylation. NCBI's taxonomy places the organism in Eukaryota, Fungi, Ascomycota, Eurotiomycetes, Chaetothyriales, Herpotrichiellaceae. The transcript is spliced from 2 exons. The coding region runs from base 1 to 852 and encodes 283 amino acids. Gene Ontology annotation, molecular function: ATP binding; protein kinase activity. The record is from RefSeq and is a predicted model, not a curated record.